Pelagomonas calceolata is the source of this 1125-nucleotide messenger RNA. NCBI's taxonomy places the organism in Eukaryota, Pelagophyceae, Pelagomonadales, Pelagomonadaceae. The record is from the annotation of a GenBank genome assembly.
AUGAUACUCACGCAGUGCGCCGUCUGCGCUGCCCCACUGGGCUUAUCAUUGGGGAAGAAAUGUGGCCGCUGCAGCACGCGCUAUUGUGGGCCUGAAUGCCAGGUGCAGCACUGGAAAGAAGGCGGGCACGACAAGCUCUGCAAAUUGAUUAAAAAAGCAGGCGGCGCAGAGCAAUAUAACGCAAAUAAGAAGUACACGGAGGCCGUAGCCGUCGCGGCCGAGGCGUGCGCGGACGACACCAAGGGCCAGACGUGCUACAUCUGCACGCAGGCCCUCCACUGGAAAACGAAGGAGGGCCUCGUGCGCGGGUGUGCGUGCCGCGGCACGGCGGGCUUCGCGCACGUGUCUUGCUUGGCGGAGCAGGCGAAGAUUUUAGUCGCUGAAGCCGAGGAAAACAAUUUGGGGCCUGAAAAGUUGCAAACGACGACUUGUCGAUGGCACACGUGUAGCCUUUGCGAGCAAGAAUACCACGGCGUCGUGAACUGCGCGCUCAGCUGGGCGUGCUGGAAGACGUACGUGGGCCGGCCAGAGGCACACUGGACUCGGUUGAUGGCGAUGAGGCAGCUUGGGAGCAGUUUCUCCCGUGCGAAUCACCCCGAGGACGCCUUGUCCGUGCAAGAGGCCGAGUUGGCUAUGCUGCAGCGCCAUGGCGCAUUAAUAGAAAACAUUCUCAUCGUGCAUGGAAAUCUUGCAAACACGUAUGAAGCGCUGCAACGGCCUGAAAGGGCCCUGCUAUUGCGACGAGACGUCUACUCUGGAUGGCUGAAGAUCCACGGCGAAGAACAUUAUGAAACAAUUCGAGAGGCCAACAACUACGCGCGUUUUCUUGUUGAUCAAAAGCGCUUCGAAGAAGCCAAGAAGUUGCUGCGCAAAACGAUACCCGUGGCGCGACGCAUUCUUGGAGAGAGUCAUCUACUUACGCUCUCGAUGAGGGCGCAUUAUGCGCGGGCGCUCUAUACGGACCCCGCGGCCACGCUCGAUGAUCUCCGCGAGGCCGUGACGACGUACGAGGACACGGUUCGGAUCGCGCGGCGCGUGAUGGGUGGCGGGCACCCGUUCUUAGGGCCAAUAGAGCGCGACUUGGAAAGAUCGCGAGCCGCCCUCCGCGAGGCGCCGCAUUCCUAA